Molecule: messenger RNA, 1107 nt
Organism: Fukomys damarensis (Damara mole-rat)
Lineage: Eukaryota; Metazoa; Chordata; Mammalia; Rodentia; Bathyergidae
Gene: Snapin
Product: SNAP associated protein
Exons: 4
Coding region: 77-505 (142 amino acids)
Biological process (GO): lysosome organization; lysosome localization; synaptic vesicle exocytosis
Cellular component (GO): BORC complex; BLOC-1 complex; synaptic vesicle
Molecular function (GO): SNARE binding
Source: RefSeq, a predicted model, not a curated record
CAGAAUCUCCCCGGCGCCCCCUCGCGUCCGACUUCCGCGAGCUCUAGUUCCCGGCGGCCCUCGCGGCAAGUUCCGGAUGUCGGGACUGUUCGUGAUGGCUGGGGUUGGUUCUGCCGCCGUGUCCGGGGCUGGGACGCCGGUGGCGGGGCCCACAGGCCGCGACCUCUUCGCGGAGGGCCUCCUAGAGUUCCUGCGGCCGGCGGUGCAGCAGCUCGACUCCCACGUCCACGCCGUCAGAGAGAGCCAAGUAGAGCUCCGAGAACAGAUUGACAACCUUGCUACAGAACUGUGCCGAAUCAAUGAGGAUCAGAAGGUGGCCCUAGAUCUGGACCCCUAUGUUAAGAAGCUGCUUAAUGCCAGGCGUCGAGUCGUCUUGGUCAACAACAUUCUACAGAAUGCCCAGGAACGACUGCGGCGGCUAAACCAUAGUGUUGCCAAGGAAACAGCCCGAAGGAGGGCAAUGCUGGAUGCAGGAGUUUAUCCCCCUGGCUCCCCAAGCAAGUAACGGAAGAUGGGUAUGUGACCUAAGUGGCACAAGUAGCAUCCCCAGCUGCCUUGUCUCCAGUCUUGAGAUUCCAGAAGAAUCUCUAGACCUUCAGCCACCAAAAAGGCACCCCUGUGGUUUGCCUGAAGCACUCGUUCAUGUAGGGACCUUAAGAAACCUACAUAAAGCAACACUUGGGCUCCCAAAGGACUCACACUGUAACUCUUUGCUUCCAAGAAUAAGCUGAGGCCUCUACAUUUUUCCAAAGCCUCGCCUUUUUCAGGCCUAGUUACCCUGUGGAGCACCCUUUUGUUACGUUUGGUUACUUAGACCUAGGCACAUGCCCUCUGUGGCUUAUUCUUUUGUUUACACCAAGAAUUCAGAGGACAGCCUCUGUUCACCCUUGUUGAUUGCACUGGCUUGAAUACAGUAGCAGUAAAGCUAGAACCAUUCAAUAAAUGCUGAAACAGUAUUCUAGUUUACUUUGGUUAUGUGGAAAGGUUCCAGGAAUCUAUUUUAUUCCAAAUAAUUUCAUGUUGUGAUAUGCUGAUAAGGAAAGACUCAAGUACCAUUUUCAAUUAGAGUAUAAAAAGCAAAAAAGUUACCACAUACCAAGUAAGAAC